GCCGCCUCUCGCUCAGGUAGACGGGACGUACCACGGAAAGUCUUCUCUCCAGACCUGCAGUCACCUUGCGUUGUCCAUCAUGGAGGUGAAUGGCACGGUAGAUAUCUUGACCUCUGCUUACCUGGCGGCGGAGUACGUAGAUGCGGUGUUGCCAGAAAACCCCUUCCAGCCCUCCCUGAAACACGCCUGGGGCUACAUGCUGGACAACUACACCAAGUUCCAGAUUGCCACCUGGGGGUCACUCAUUGUCCAUGAGUUCAUCUACUUCCUGUUCUGCCUGCCUGGUUUCCUCUUCCAGUUCAUGCCCUUCAUGCAGAAAUACAAGAUCCAACAGGACAAGCCAGAGACCUGGGAGAAACAGUGGAGAUGUUUCAAGAUGCUGCUGUUCAACCAUUUCUGUAUCCAGCUGCCGUUGAUCUGUGGAACUUACUACUUCACUGAAUUCUUCAACAUCCCUUAUGACUGGAACUCCAUGCCACGCUGGCCGUUCGUCCUGGCUCAGUGCUUGGGCUGUGCUGUUGUGGAAGACACCUGGCACUACUUCCUGCACCGCCUGCUGCAUCACCGCAGAAUCUACAAAUACAUCCACAAAGUCCACCACGAGUUCACCGCUCCGUUCGGCAUGCAGGCAGAAUACGCUCAUCCUGCCGAGACUCUCAUCCUGGGAGCUGGUUUCUUCAUCGGCAUCAUGAUCUUCUGUAACCACGUGUUCUUUCUGUGGGCCUGGGUGUCCUUCCGCCUGCUGGAGACCAUCGAUGUCCACAGUGGUUACGACAUCCCUAUGAACCCGCUCCACCUGAUCCCGUUCUACGCCGGCACCCGCUUCCACGACUUCCACCACAUGAACUUCGUCGGGAACUACUCCUCCACCUUCACCUGGUGGGACAAGCUGCUGAAGACGGACAACCAGUACAACGUGCACCUGCAGAAACAGGGAGACAAGAAGGAGGAGUAAAGCGUCUGUGCCUCUGUUCAUACGCUCACCUGGUUUGUCAGGAGGAGGAAAGAGGCAGUACGGACACACAGACAGUGUGAGACCUCUCACACACUAAAUGUGUACUUUAAAUGAAUCAUCGCUACUGUUGGUUUGAUUCUGAAUCGGACUGCGUGUUGACUUCAGUCCGUCUUCUGUGCCUUUUUGCAAAAUACAUUUUUUUGUCUGCUUCUGUCAACAGCUGCUGGCUUAAUAAAAACCAUCAACAUCCUCA
This is a messenger RNA of Cottoperca gobio, 1208 nucleotides long. It is a transcript of the gene msmo1, whose product is annotated as methylsterol monooxygenase 1. NCBI's taxonomy places the organism in Eukaryota, Metazoa, Chordata, Actinopteri, Perciformes, Bovichtidae. The transcript has 6 exons. Gene Ontology annotation, biological process: lipid biosynthetic process. Gene Ontology annotation, molecular function: iron ion binding; oxidoreductase activity. The record is from RefSeq and is a predicted model, not a curated record. The coding region runs from base 80 to 955 and encodes 291 amino acids.